CUUUCUGGGUGCUGCUUUUCUAUCUUAAUUUAACAAUUAAUACAUACAAAUAUAGAGUUUGAAGAUGAGAAUCUCAGGUAAAAUAUUGACAGAAGAAAGAAGUUACUUUGCACAGUUUAAUGGGGUUGAACAUGAGAUGGUGGUGGAACCAUAAACAAGUCAUUUUAGGGUUCCACGCUGGAAGCUCUGACAGUAUUUCACAUUCUCACUUGGACCAUGAUUGGCUAGGGUUUGCUCAAUUAACAGCUAAUACGUAAUGACAUCUCCUAUUGCACAAUCCAAGUUGAUAUAUUUCAAGAUACUGCCAAAAAUGAUUUUAGGUUAGCUUCUAAAUAAGUAUUUUCAGUUUAA
Rubroshorea leprosula is the source of this 351-nucleotide messenger RNA. NCBI's taxonomy places the organism in Eukaryota, Viridiplantae, Streptophyta, Magnoliopsida, Malvales, Dipterocarpaceae. The record is from the annotation of a GenBank genome assembly.